AUGACGGAGUAUAAGCUUGUCUAUUUCAACAUGAUGGGACGCGCGGAGCCGGCUCGCCUCAUUUUUGCAUACGCCGGUGUCAAAUACAAAGACGAGCGAAUCGAGAAGGCCGCUUGGCCGGAAAUUAAACCUACGACACCGCAUGGCCAGUUGCCGGUUUUGCAUGUCGAUGGAAAGCAAUUGGCGCAAAGCCGCACCAUUGAAAGAUACUUGGCGAAGACUUUCGGACUUGCUGGAGAUAACGAUUGGGAUGCAGCGAAGAUGGAUGAGCUUGUCGCGUGCGUCGAGGACUUUUUGAUCCAAAUUCAACCAUGGUUCAAAGAGCAAGACAAUGCGAAAAAAGUGGAGAUUUUCAAGGAGCUCAUUGAGACCACCAUUAUUCCAUUUAUUACUGCUUUUGAGGCAUUGCUCCAGGCUAACGGAACUGGAUAUUUUAUUGGUGACAAGCUCUCAUACGCAGAUCUUGCUAUCUUCCAUAUCUUCUGGUUCAUGAACACCAAAAUCUUGCCAGGAGCUCUUCGCAAGUAUCCAAGCCUCAAUGAGUUUGUUGAAAAGAUCGCUACAAUCGACUCGAUCAAGAACUGGAUCGCGACUCGCCCAAAAACUGAGGCAUAA
Caenorhabditis bovis is the source of this 615-nucleotide messenger RNA. The record is from the annotation of a GenBank genome assembly. NCBI's taxonomy places the organism in Eukaryota, Metazoa, Nematoda, Chromadorea, Rhabditida, Rhabditidae.